Molecule: messenger RNA, 735 nt
Organism: Atta colombica
Lineage: Eukaryota; Metazoa; Arthropoda; Insecta; Hymenoptera; Formicidae
Product: homeobox protein MSH-D
Biological process (GO): embryonic morphogenesis; regulation of transcription by RNA polymerase II
Cellular component (GO): nucleus
Molecular function (GO): RNA polymerase II transcription regulatory region sequence-specific DNA binding; DNA-binding transcription factor activity, RNA polymerase II-specific
Source: RefSeq, a predicted model, not a curated record
AUGCGUUUAAUUUGGAUCUGCCCGCAAAAGAGGAUGCGUCUCGCAAAAAAAAGAAAGAAGAGGGGUACGUGCCCCACGGGGUUCGGCCGUUCGCAUGUACCCCAAAAUACGUACGUAUGUAUGUAUGUAUAUAUAGCGAAGGGUUCGUCUUUUGGAGGAUUUAGUGAAACUCUCGGGAUGACGAGCGAAGCACGAAGCUCGCGGACAAGAAACACGGACUUCAGCAUAGCCCGUUUACUUGCGGAGGAACUCCCGAGUGCCGACGUCGACGCGCGAAAACAGUGUGAGUCUUCAGAGUGCGAUUCCCGGAGAGGAACGAAGGCUGGAGAACGGACGUUGGAAGGUGUGGACGAGCCGGAAAAGUGCGAAACGUCAUACGUUCCCAUCGUCGUGGAACGACAGCGAAGCGGUGACCACGUCGGCGAGAGCACUACACGGUGGACCGAUCUCACGUGGCUUCAGUACACUCGGUACAGACCUCCGAGAUUACCUAGGAGGUCUCUCACUGAAAGACGGAUUAAGCGACAAGCAGGCGAUCAUCCUCGUAUCCCAUUCUCCUCAUCCCAGUUGCAGAUAUUAGAGGAGAAAUACAAAAAGGGUGCUUACUUAUCCAGGACCGACGUCGUCGAGAUGUCCACAACAUUACGAUUGCCGCAGAACAAAAUCAAGAUCUGGUUUCAAAAUCGUCGAGCAAGACAGAAACGGGAAUCGCUAAAUUCCACGAUAGCGCGAUGA